Molecule: messenger RNA, 3435 nt
Organism: [Torrubiella] hemipterigena
Lineage: Eukaryota; Fungi; Ascomycota; Sordariomycetes; Hypocreales; Clavicipitaceae
Source: the annotation of a GenBank genome assembly
AUGGCGGAUCAAACAGAAAAGCAACGUCGGAGAGUUAGAAGCCGUGGUAGACCCCAAAUUGAACAAAGAGAUUCUCAUUCUUCUGCCAAACGAAGCGGAAGUAAUACUCAAAGCCGUCCUGGAAGAAAGGCAAACACUACUAGCUUUUUGGAGCCGGGUAGCCACGCCAACGAACAACAUCAAAGGUGCCGCUAUAGUCCCUCAAACACUGGUGAUAUAGCCGAAGAUAUGGAUCGUGGCCGCUCCAAUCGUGGUGGGCGAGGUAAUUUUCGGCGUGGACGAGAUGCAGAUCACAGCUCGAGCCCCUAUAGAGCAGAUCGUGGUGGUGGUGAAUCCAACCGUGGACGACGGGGAGGAUACGAGCCCCAAACGUCCCGUGAUGCCAGCACGUUGGGACACCGCGGGGAUCGUGGUGGUGGUGACCGCGGCCGUGGAGGUUCUCGCGGUGGUGAUCGAGGAGGCAGACGGGGCAGAGGAGGAGGACGUGGGAGAGGAGGACGUGGAGGCGCUCCCAGUGGCUCUGGGCGGGACAUGGUCUUUACGUCUGAAAAAUUCUCUCCUAUACCGGAUUCCAGCAUCACGGAGCUGGAAGACCGAAUCAUGGCACAGCAGAGUGCUACCACUGGCGGCCUUGUUUCUCAGAUGAGCCAACUGAGGAUUCAGAAAGGCAAAAAGGGCGGAAAGAACGUUUCUGCGAAACCUGAGGUAGAUGAGCAGGCUGCCGUCUUCCCGGUUCGCCCUGCAUAUGGAACCAAAGGACGGGCCGUUGUUGUUUGGGCCAACUACUUUCAAAUCCGAGCAAGUCAGGAGAGCAACUCUCUCUACAAAUAUGCCCUGUCGGUGACAGAGGCUGUUCAGAACAAGAGCGGACAGGUGGAAAUGCAAGAUGCGGUUGGCAUGAAACGCCAACUCGCCAUUGCAGCUACUAUCCAAAACUUGGGAGGCGAAGCUGUUGUGGCAACUGAGUUCAAAGCCCAGCUGAUAUCAGCACAUCUUCUUGAUAUAAAGCCCAAUCCAAUGGCUGUUCAGCUACCUAGUGUGUCGGAAGAUCGCAUCAGUGAUACAUUGUACGUCAAAUUUUCCACUCCAACACCAGUGCCGUUUGGAAAUUUGAUAGACUAUCUCACUUCUGGCGAGGUUGCUUCGGACGACAAAGUUUUCCCUCGGCAUCCAGAGGCUAUUGAUGCCCUCAACAUCAUUUUGGGACAUGGACCACGCUCUAUGGUCGGUGAUAUAUCUGUCGUUGGUCAAAAUCGAUUUUUCCCAUUUAACUCCAACACGGUUGUUGCCAAAUUUCAAAAUACCAUGCGGCCCCUUUUGGCUGCCAGAGGUCUAUUUCAGUCGGCACGCAUUGGCACCGGACGACUUUUGCUUAAUACCAAUGUUACACAUGGCAUCUUCAAAGUGGAUGGCAAAAUGGAUGAAUUGUUUCGCAAAUUCGACAUCAAGCAGGUGCGGAGAAGCGAUAGUAGAGGCGUGAAGUCGCUUAAGACCUUUUCAAAGUUCUUGCCGAAGACAAAGGCUCAUAUUGUGUGUACGCUAGCGGAUGGCAACAUGACACGCAUGACGAAGCCGCUUGGUGGAAUUGUCUGUGCCUCAGAGCAUAGAGACCAGUCCCGUGAGACACAUGGGCUCAGAUUUGCAGAUGGAAUGGAAUAUUGCGGUCCUGAUCAUGUCCAAUUUUGGCUUAAUGGGCCCGAUGACACUGGUAAAUACAUCUCGGUCGGUGAUUAUUACAGAGGAAAAUAUGGUUUUACUCUUAAUUCUGACUUCCCGUUGUUGUAUAUUGGCAAGGGCGAAAAGAUUAAGCUCUUCCCUGCUGAAGUCGUCUCCAUCAUUUCAGGACAAUCAGUCAAAGCCAAGCUCACCAUGGAUGAAACGUCAGAAAUGUUGAAGUUUGCCUGCCGCUCACCCUAUGCAAACGCAUUCUCUUUGACAUCAGAUGAAACACGCGCCACACUGUCGCAUGAUACCCAACUGCUGAAAACCUUGGGUAUCUCUGUUGACAAAUCGCUUCUUGCUAUCAAUGCGCGUGUGCUCAACGUACCGUACGUGUCUUACAGAAAUUUGGAUCGAAAGCAGGUUGAGAUCCGUCCCCAGUUUGGUUCUUGGAACUUGAAAUCACUCUAUGUUGCCAAUCCUGGUGAAAAGAUCGAACGCUGGACCUGGAUCAACCUCGUUGCAUACGGUGGUUCCAAAGGUGUUGGACCGGAUAUACCAGAGAGGUUUGCUAAGUUCUUGAGCGAUGGCAUGGGUAUUCGCAUCAGCAAACAGCCCAUCUACCCACGGGAGACCAGGAUGACACGUGAGGAAGCUAUGCACCCGAAUGGCAAGCUAGCAAAAUUCUUCGAUUGGAUGAAGUCCGAGCAGAUUCAGCUUUGUGUUGUGAUUUUGGCGCAAAAGGAAUCCAGCGCCCUCUACAGCAAUAUCAAGAUGUUGGGAGAUUGCCAAUACGGAAUUCACACCAGCUGUGUAGUUGCGAAUCAGUUUGGCAAAGCAGACCUGAGCUACUUUGCGAAUGUUGGCCUCAAGAUUAACCUGAAAUUUGGAGGCAUCAACCAUGUUCUGAAAGAGAGUGUUGGAUUGCUCAAGGGUGGUAAAACCAUGAUUGCUGGUUACGAUGUCACGCAUCCCACCCACAUGGGACCGCGUACUGGCAAAGGAGCACUGCCUCCCAGUGUCGUUGGUCUUGUUGCGAGUAUUGACUCUGGGUUUGGACAGUGGCCAGCGGUAUCCUGGGAACAAGAAUCAAAGCAGGAACUCCUUGGAGACGUUCUAGUAUCCAUGUUUGCCAGCCGUUUGGAUCUGUGGCAAAAGCACAACGAUGGUGCUCUACCAGAAAACAUCAUCUUCUUCCGCGAUGGUGUAUCCGAAGGACAAUUUGCCCAAGUUAUCUCUGAGGAGUUACCAUUCCUUCGUGAAGCUUGUCGAAAGAAGUACGGUGGCGGAAAGCAGCCCAAACUCACUAUUAUAGUAUCAGUGAAGCGGCACCAGACGCGUUUCUAUCCGACCAAGGAAGACGAAAUGUCCAGGUCUGGCAACAUUCAAAACGGAACUGUGGUAGACCGUGGCAUUACCCAGGCCCGCUACUGGGAUUUCUUCCUCACUGCUCACGAUGCCCUACAAGGCACGGCCCGUCCUGCACACUACACGGUGAUCCUGGACGAGAUCUUUGGGCCGACUUAUGGAGCACAGGCAGCUAAUGAGCUGGAGCGCCUAACUCAUGACCUCUGCUAUCUCUAUGGUAGAGCUACCAAAGCGGUAUCGAUUUGUCCCCCUGCAUACUAUGCGGAUAUUGUAUGCACCCGAGCCCGAGCCCACCGACCAGAGUUUUUUGACGGUGGUGACACUGAGACUGUAAGCUCUAUUGAUACGGCAUCCAUUAGCGGUCGAAACAUUCAUCCAGCGCUACGAGAUUCCAUGUAUUACAUUUAA